AUGACUGGCAACAUCUACGAAAAAUGGUUGAGAGAUUUAGAUAACCGUUUUUCAACAGAGAAGCGCAAAGUUCUCCUAAUCGUGGACAAUUGUACUGCACACAUGGAAGUCACUGGGCUUCAGGCAAUCCGUGUGGAAUAUCUCCCACCAAAUGCAACUGCAGUUUUACAGCCAAUGGAUCAGGGGAUAAUCAAUAGUUUCAAGCGAAAAUAUAAGACAGUGCUCUUGCAAAGAGUAAUCCUUAGCUUGGAAAAGGAACAACCUUAUCAGAUUGAUAUUCUUGGUGCAAUGCAUUUAUCAAUCAGUGCAUGGAAUGAUGUUUUAGAUGAAACAAUUUCUAAAGCUUUUCGACAUGCAGGUUUUAUUAAAGAAACAGACGUAACUGAAGAAAUCCAUGACAAUAGAUCUCACGACGAAGAUGAGGUUCUCAUGCAUGAACUUCGCCGUAGAAAAUCCACAGUUGCCAGAACUUUCAUUCGAGGAUUUUUUAAAUGUGGAUUCUAA
Messenger RNA from Stegodyphus dumicola, 504 nucleotides. Its product is annotated as tigger transposable element-derived protein 6-like. NCBI's taxonomy places the organism in Eukaryota, Metazoa, Arthropoda, Arachnida, Araneae, Eresidae. The record is from RefSeq and is a predicted model, not a curated record.